Molecule: messenger RNA, 1481 nt
Organism: Lindgomyces ingoldianus
Lineage: Eukaryota; Fungi; Ascomycota; Dothideomycetes; Pleosporales; Lindgomycetaceae
Exons: 1
Coding region: 1-1377 (458 amino acids)
Biological process (GO): transcription by RNA polymerase II
Cellular component (GO): nucleus
Source: RefSeq, a predicted model, not a curated record
AUGGCAUUCGCAAGGGGAGAGCGCGUACACUUUGACUUUGAGAGUGGUUCGAUCGAGCCUGCCCCCUCCGACGGCAAAGAAGCUGGCUCGCCAUCGUCAGCGGAUUUCAUAGGCGAUAUCCUAGAGCGGGCUCCAUCUACAGCUAAUCCACCUUUAGCUCCGACCUUCAAAAGCAACACUACCGGCUUCCCAGCGCACAAGAAGCGCGUGAACCGAGUCUCUGCUUUCAAACAGCGGCAAGCGUCUAAACGGGACGAUCCAAUCUCUUCCUUCGCAAAUGAAACUGCGAAGGCGAAUUUUGGGCCCACCAUUGAUGAUGAGGAGCGGCGGCAAAUCGAUCAGGAGAACAGGCAGCGCAUAGCCGAGAUGUCUGCAAAGGAGAUUGAGCAGGAGCAGAAAGAACUUCUUUCAAUGCUUCCUCCCAGCUUAAUCCAGAAGCUUCUCGCUCGAGCUAACAUUGACGAUGGGAGCAAUGAACGGGAUUUAAUCGAGGAGCCGCCUGCUCCCCAAACUGACGAUGCAAAUGCAGAACACAAGACUAGGAGCAACAAGAAAGUGUCAUUCGAUGCUGCGGGUCCGUGGACCAUGGAACCUCCAAAAGCUCAGCCGGAAUCCACAAGCUCCGCUCCACUCGAUACUGAGAAUACUACAACUGAGGUGGACCCCAUUGCUACCCUACAUCCCGACCAACUACCCCCCUCCAUACACUUCCCCAAGCCCCCGCAACCACCAGACCUUGAUCCAACCUCUUCCACCUUCCUAACAGAUCUCCACGAAAAGUAUUUCCCCAACCUCCCAUACGACCCCUCUUCCGUCUCCUGGAUGAAACCAAUCGACCCUUCAGAUACCCAGUCCCCUUACCACCCCUCACAGACCGCGCUCAACCCGUCUGAGCUACGUUUUAACUUUAAGGGUGCGCUCUUAGCACCUAGCGCCGCGCGAGAAAUCCCUGUAACAGAAGGUCUGCACCACCAUGGUGACGCCCCUGAGGCGGCGGGCUAUACAAUACCUGAACUUGCGAGACUAUCACGGAGUACGGUGCCCACGCAACGGUGCGUAGCAUACCAGACCUUGGGGCGGAUUUUAUAUCGGUUAGGGAAAGGCGAGUUUGGAGAGGAGGAAGGGAAGCAGGAUGUUGAUGGACCGGUACAGAUUGUCAGGGAUCCCAAUAACGCUGAUGAGGAAGAUAUGGAGGAGGAGAGCGUCGGCAGUGCUAUAGCGAGGGGAUUGUGGGAUUGUGUUGAGGAGGGGAGGAUCAUUGAGACGUUGACGGAGGAGGCUGGGAAGGAAAGAGGACACCUGACGGCGAGGACGUAUGCGCAGGAAGCGCUGUGGAAUUGGAGAAGAGGUGGAGGUAGGAAGAGGAAAGCUGUUUGAGUGACCGAAAGUUUGGGAAUCUAAGAUUUCAGGAAGGAAAACUAACUUAGCGAACGGUCCAGGGCCCUGGUGGGGUCUUUAAACCCUUAACUCAAAGCCCUUCG